AUGAACGAAAUAUAUUUGGUUAAUUUUGUUAUUUUCAUCUGUCUCUUUUUAAAGCAAAGUUUUUGCGAAAAUAAUCGUUUAAACGUUGAUCUUCGCGAUGAGGAGCACUGCAUCGGCGAAUUUUUCAAUCCAACUUGUCCACAAAGUGAAGUCCUCGUCAUCCGAAGAGCUAACUAUGGUCGGAUGAAUAUUGGCAGGUGUCUAACAGAGAAAGCCAUGGAAGCUUACGGUUCACAGAAUUCAAAUCCAAAAUUUUUUGGAUGUUUCAAAGAUGUUUCAAGUUAUCUGAAUAAAAAAUGUGCCAUGAAAAACAGUUGUGAGGUGAAAAUCAUUGAGCUGGAAACUCUUAACGACGACGUCUGCUUCCCUGGCCUCAAGUUGCAUCUGAACGUAACUUACACUUGCUUGAAAGCAUCGGAACAAAACGAGGAAUAUUGUUCUGCCGAAAUUUUCAGACCAACUUGUGAGAGCGGAGAAGUGAUUGUCGUCAAGAAAGCUCAUUACGGACGGAUGAACAUUGGACGAUGUUUGACGGAAGCUGCAUUGGAAGCCUAUGGCUCCCAUAGAAACAAUCAAAACUUUUUCGGUUGUUACAAGGAUGUAAGUUCAUAUCUAAUUGACAAAUGUAGUAUGAAAAGUAGUUGUGAUGUGAGGAUAACCGAGUUGGAAAAGAUGGCUGAAGGCGUUUGUGUACCUGGACUGAAGUUGCAUCUCAAUGUUACCUACCAUUGUUUGAAAGCUUCAGAACAAAAUGAAGAGCUUUGCAUCGGUGAAGUAUUUAAACCAACUUGUGAGAACGGAGAAGUAAUUGUUGUUAAGAGAGCUCAAUACGGGCGAAUGAACAUUGGAAGAUGUUUGACGGAGACUGAGUUGGAAGCCUAUGGGUCGCAGAGGAACAAUCCACAAUUUUACGGUUGUUCCAAAGACAUUCAAACUACAAAACUUUCAACAUCUAUCAAACUUUCAACAUCCAUCAAACCCCUAUUAAAUGCAGUUGUUCAGCUGGACGACGGUUGCGAGAUGUCGGCGACGAACGAGGUGAAGUACGUGGAGGCGUCUGAGAUAUCCAGCAGGAGCAGGUGUGCAUCGGCCGGCAAGUCAUUCAGCAUUGAAGCCCCCAGAGGUCAGAACAUCAAAAUGACUCUCCAGUUGCUCCAUCAACUCGAGAAGAAGAAGCAGGAAGGUGAGGAGGAGGAAGAAGAAGUGAUGUGCGAUAGAGUCCUGGGCACGAUUAAAUACCUCAACAAGGAUUACAUGAACAUUUGUAGCAAUGGAUUUGCUAGGGACAAAGAUUCCCUUGUCAAACAGGAAUUUGUCUCCAGUUCCGAUCUGAUUUACGUCAGCUUGGUCCAUAAGGCCAUCAAAAGCAACAUGCUCCUAAUAAAAGUUGAAGCCGUAGGAUGCAGGGACAUAAUUCAGCCGGAAGACACGUGGAUGCAACGCAGUGGAGAUGAGAUGAUCAUCGGAUGUUUCAUGACCAAACAGAAAUGGUACCUACGCUGCUUGGACCGCGUCUGGUCUGGCGUCAUUGGGAACUGCUCCUCAGAAACGCAACUGCCUGAUGCCGUUUCGUCCGCUAAAGAAUUCAGUGAAGAUUCUGAUAUAGAGUCCCAAACCAUGAACAAAAAUCUGGUUGGAGGUGACUAA
Molecule: messenger RNA, 1647 nt
Organism: Helobdella robusta
Lineage: Eukaryota; Metazoa; Annelida; Clitellata; Rhynchobdellida; Glossiphoniidae
Exons: 8
Coding region: 1-1647 (548 amino acids)
Molecular function (GO): carbohydrate binding
Source: RefSeq, a predicted model, not a curated record